Molecule: messenger RNA, 986 nt
Organism: Trematosphaeria pertusa
Lineage: Eukaryota; Fungi; Ascomycota; Dothideomycetes; Pleosporales; Trematosphaeriaceae
Product: ChaC-domain-containing protein
Exons: 5
Coding region: 56-901 (281 amino acids)
Biological process (GO): glutathione catabolic process
Cellular component (GO): cytoplasm
Molecular function (GO): glutathione specific gamma-glutamylcyclotransferase activity; gamma-glutamylcyclotransferase activity
Source: RefSeq, a predicted model, not a curated record
GUCUUUGUUUGAGCAUUGAGACCCCGUUCCACCUCCAUUCUGCACGCGGAUCAGGAUGGCAGACCAACACGCGAAGCAAAUCGAGGAAUUCGGCAACAAUGAUGAUUUCUGGCUCUUCGGCUACGGGAGUCUGAUAUGGAAGCCGCCGCCCCAUUACGACCAGAGAGUGCCCGGGUACAUUGAGGGUUAUGUUCGCCGGUUCUGGCAGGCUAGCGAAGACCACCGCGGCACGCCCGAAGCUCCAGGGCGCGUCGUGACCCUGAUUGACCGCGCGCACUGGGACACUCUGACCGACCACCACGAGCCCACGGAGCGAGUCUGGGGCGCCGCGUAUCACAUCCCAGCCGCUAAAGUGGCGGAGGUGCGCGAAUACCUCGAUAUCCGCGAGAUAAACGGAUACAGCAUCCAGUUUACGCCCUUCCACCCGGCACCCUUCUUCACCAACAUAUCCUCCCCACCGACGUCCCCAGUACCCUUCGCCUCCCCCUCGCACGCGUCUUCCCGCUCGAUAACCGCAUCCACCACGAUCUCUGCGCUGCCGGAGCGCCAGCCGGCGCCAAUACAGUGUCUGGUGUACAUAGGGUUACCGGAGAAUCCGCAGUUUCUAGGCCCGCAAGAUCCUGAUGCGCUGGCGAGGCAUAUGUUGAAAAGUCGGGGGCCGAGCGGCGAGAAUAAGGACUAUUUGUUUGGCCUGGAGAAAGCGCUGUUGGAGUUGAGCAAGGACAGUGGGGAUGCGCAUGUGAGUGAUUUGGUGAGGAGGUGCAAAUUAAUCGAGGCGGAGAAGGCGGAAGGAGAAGAGGAAGAAGGAAGCGCGGAGAUAGAGGAGGUAGAAGUGACGGCAGGAGGGGUCCCGUUACAUAAGGUUGGGAGCACCGAGGAGCAAGAAGAGGUUGAGAAAUGAAAGUGGUAAUGUAUGGGAACCUCUAGUGAGCGUAGUAGUCGCCCCCGGCCAGAUCUCUAAUGUAAAUAUCGUCUGGGCACAUAAU